AUUCCCUCUGAUGACACAAACGGCCCCUCAUCGCAGCCUUAUCGACCAAAGAUUCGACGGCUCAUCUACGGAGACUUGCAUUCUUCAUCGAAUUGCGCAGAUCCAGCUUAUUAAAGAUGUCCUGGAACGACGCGAUCUUCUUGCUUUAGCGCACUUGGGUACAGCAAAUACGCUUCACCCUCUCUGUGCUUGCUCUAUGCUGUGACAUAGGCUCAGAGAACGUUGUGCACCUCACUAGGCUCCUGGGAUUGUCGCUCCCCUUGCACUGGCACAACUUUUCUACGUUUGAUGACAACGGGCACUUGGAUGCUCUGGGUUCUCGGCGGCCAGGGCUCACAUACACAAUGCCCUCGUAGCAUGAUUGCUUCUCAAGGACAGCCGUUGACCAUCUUCUUUCAAAUAUAGGGCAGUAUCUGGAUCUCUGAUACCGAUGAAACAGGAUACCCAAGCAGUUGCAGAGUAACCAGUGACCUUGCAAGGUGUGUCUAUAAAACCGUUCCCAUCGUCUGACCAAAGCUUGCUUCAUCGAGACUCCAUUGAUUGAGACAGCCUUCGCGUUAUCAUGGGCGACGCAGUCCAGGGUUUACCCAAUUUAUCUAGUAAACCGUCUUGCGUCGACAAUCAACUCAGGCGUAAUACUCAUGGCCCGGGACAACGGUAUAUCAGCCCCACCUCCGGUCUAUGUCGCAAGCUUCGCAUUCAGGCUGUUAAUCCGCAAAAGGGCCAAGAAGUCCCCAUCACUGACGGUUCUGAAAAAUCGGGCAAGCUUGCGGUCUGGCUCGUCAAGAACUUCCCUCCGUCCCCAGGCAAAAUUCUAGAGUGGAUCCUCAAGUGGUUCUGGUUCACGUUUGCACUCCUCUGGUCCCUUGGUCAUGAUCAGGCCUCGUACACUGGCCGUUACAAACCCUAUCGUCAUCGGUUUUGGGGCCAAAUGUGGUCCGCUCGCUCGUCACGAGAAUACGCGUUGCGCAGCAUGGCCUUGAAAGGCCACAGGAUGCCUAUAAAACCUAGGGAGAAAUGCGAUCUGCACAGUAUCACCCAUGCUCUCCACCCCCGGCAGCUCGUCGUGUACGACCGAGCACGCAGCCUCUGGUACAAGACCGACGACGCUGCCGAGAUCGUCCGCCAUCCUUAUAUCGCCAUUUCAUAUCGUCAGUCUGACGUCUUCACUCGUGGUCGAGAUGAGGAAGGACGAAGGCGAGAGAAAGAGCAAAGAGAGGAAUUUUCUCGGACGAUUCAGAAGGCUACCAUGGCCCAACGUCUCGACGCAUACUGGCUCGAUCUUGAAUGCAUUGGAUCGACUCUAGAGGAAAAGAACAUAGAUCUCUAUCGUAUGGCCGACAUCUACCGUGGCGCUCAGCUGACGCUUAUCACCAUGCCUCAAUCCGCAGGAGACAAUCAGGAAAACUGGAAGGCAAGGUGGGAAAGUUGGGGAGGUCGAGUUUGGACUUUGCCCGAGGCACUUCUCAGCGACAAGCUCGCAUACAUGAUUGGUAAUGGGCCUAUCCGCGAGGUUACCCUCCAUCAGCUUGCUAAUUGGGCUUACAAUCGAUACGACGAAGAAACUGCCAUUAUCAACGCAUACAAUGGGAAGGAUCCGCUCGAGAGGCUCGAACGUCUAUCCCUUCUCAAAUCUGCCAUUUGGCGUCGCGCCAGCACCUCUGUUCCUGACGCCCCUACUCCUUCAUCUGAAUUAACUCAGGUGGCUGUUACUGCAGCCCAAUGUUAUACAGUCCCCUCCUUUCUCCAACAGAAUGGCGAGAUCACCCCCGGCUUGCCUAGCGAGGCAUACCCUGCUGAGCGGGUAUACGCUCUGAUGGGCUUUUUCGAGCACCGCAUCCUACCCAAUCCUAUUGAGACCGAGCUUCAAGCUCUCGCUCGUCUCUCAAUGGCCAAUGACAGCGACCGAAUCGCAGAGAGGAUGGUUUCUCUUCUCCCUCAUUCCAUCCCGCCCACUGCAUGUUGGUACUCCGAUGAGGACGCGUACGGUGCGAAUUUAUGGGACAUUGAACCUCAGGUACAGGUGGCCGGCUUGACAAAGAACGGAGCGCUCGUCCUCGACGGAUGUGUUGCAGCCGCCAUUCGGUGGAAGAACUUCCCGGAUAUCGCCUUCGAACGAAACCCCUCUGUCAGACGCGCUGUUUCUGGCGCCCUGCCUUAUCUCUUUUGGGGAAUAAAUAUCUUGGGCAUUUUCUUGAUUAACCUCUCCCGGGCAGAAGGUAUAUUCAUCAUUAUCGUCGCAAUCGUUCUCCUGUUUGCUGCGCCCUUUCUUAUUGGUUACAGUGAAUCUGGCCGCAUCCUCUACGCACAGCCGUGGCUAAUCGGAGUGAAAGGUGUCCUCACCACCGAACAGGUGUCUGAGCGCCUCUUUGGCGGCGCAAUUACCAGCUUUCCACGCACGUUCUACACACCGAGCGGCUCACUCUGGUCAAUCCCGGGCGAGCUCGAGCACCGCAUGGGUGACGGCGAACAAGCGACGCUGGCCUUGCUCGCCGACAACGAGGGCGAGUGGAGAGGCCACAUGUACACGCUUGUCGACACGCUGUCAUGUACGAUCUACUACUUCAGAGCCGAACGGCCCCCGACGGUGGCUGUCUUCACGGGCACCGAGGGCGGGAUGGGCAGGUUCGUGCUUUGCUCGGAGACCUGCGCAAUCAAUGAGCUGCACAAGGAAACGGUCUUAAGGAUGCCGUCACACAUCCACAAAGCGAUGCUCCCGUGCGAUUGGAUUGCGAUUGGCGGACUGGAAACUGAGCCUUAGAAGGGCCUGUGAGAACACGUCACCGUGGCUUGCGAUGAGGUUGAUACCAGCCGAUAACCACCUGUGUCCACCCUCGAUUUUCCCGGUUUGCUUAUUUCCGCUCUUUUGGAUCUUCCGUCAUCCUGC
Coniophora puteana RWD-64-598 SS2 is the source of this 2887-nucleotide messenger RNA. RefSeq lists its product as uncharacterized. The record is from RefSeq and is a predicted model, not a curated record. Lineage: Eukaryota; Fungi; Basidiomycota; Agaricomycetes; Boletales; Coniophoraceae. The coding region runs from base 563 to 2761 and encodes 732 amino acids. The transcript has 2 exons.